Paraglomus brasilianum is the source of this 3394-nucleotide messenger RNA. Lineage: Eukaryota; Fungi; Glomeromycota; Glomeromycetes; Paraglomerales; Paraglomeraceae. The record is from the annotation of a GenBank genome assembly.
GCGUUCUAUAGCAGACAUAUUUCGAAUCCAUGUAAUAUCAAACACCGACGUUCGGUCACCUAUUAUAACGCUUGGAUCAACCUCCUUCUUCCAUGUUCGACAUGAGAACUUGUACAUAGCAGCUGUUACCAAGUGCAAUGCAAACGCAGCUCUUGUGUUCGAAUUCUGCUAUAGGAUUAUAAAUAUAGGGAAAAGCUAUUUCGGUAAAUUUGAUGAAGAAAGUGUAAAGAAUAAUUUUGUGCUGAUAUAUGAGCUGUUGGACGAAGUAUUGGAUUUUGGGUAUCCACAGAACAGUGAAACUGAGACAUUGAAGAUGUAUAUUACGACCGAAGGAGUUAAAUCGGAAAGAGCAGUUAAGGAAGAUUCUUCAAAAAUCACGAUUCAAGCCACUGGGACUACCUCCUGGCGGCGGUCUGAUAUUAAAUACAGAAAGAAUGAAGCCUUUAUAGACGUCAUCGAAUCGGUUAAUCUGCUCAUGAGUACAAAAGGCAACGUACUCAGGUCUGAUGUUUCGGGGCAAAUAAUGAUGAGAGCAUAUUUGUCCGGCACGCCAGAAUGUAAAUUCGGAUUGAACGACAAACUAGUGUUAGACAAGGAUCCAAGAAUCAAUAGCCUUUCCCGGCGUGCUAAUGCUGUUGAAAUAGAUGACUGUCAGUUUCAUCAAUGUGUGAAGUUGGGAAAGUUUGAUUCAGACCGAACUAUAAAUUUCAUCCCACCCGACGGUGAAUUCGAGCUCAUGAGAUAUAGGACAACGGAGAACGUUAAUUUGCCAUUUCGGGUUCAUCCCACGGUCAAUGAAAUUGGAAAGUCGCGCGUAGAAUAUAGAAUUACUGUAAAGGCCAAUUUCUCUCCCAAACUAUAUGCAAAUAAUGUUGUUGUACGGAUUCCUACCCCACUGAACACGGCGAAUAUUAAUGUGAGGGUUGUUUCUGGUAAAGCAAAAUAUGUUCCCGCGGAUAAUGCUAUCGUCUGGAAAAUACCUCGUUUCCAGGGCCAAUCAGAAUUCACCCUCAGUGGUGAGGCCGAUCUGUCUGCUAUGACGGUGAAGAAGGCUUGGUCGAGACCGCCAAUCUCGAUGGAUUUUCAAGUUCUCAUGUUUACAGCCUCUGGUUUACUUGUCAGAUUCCUGAAAGUGUUUGAGAAGAGCGACUACCACAGCGUCAAAUGGGUGCGAUACAUGACCAAGGCUGGCAGUUAUCAGAUAAGGGCGUCAGGCUUUACGCGAUUAUCUAUUACAAUCACUCCCACAUCUUGCCUUGUCGUAAUGUUGGAAGGAAAUUUAGGUCUGUGUGGACCGAGAAGCGAUUGGGGACCUUUCACUGAAGACGGCCUUGACCUUACCCCAUGUGCGAGAGAAGUUAUACUGAAUGCCACCAUUCCACUGACGGCCGUAAUCGCAUCCAUAACGGGUCUUUUUCUACGAUAUCUUUGUCGAAGGCCGAGAGAAGAACAUCCCUACCAGCUCAUAUCGCCAAUAAGUAUAGAUUUCGAUGAUCAAGAUACGAUUGAACCUGUAACGAUCACCAAAUAUGAUGUGUCUCAGUUCAUCAUAUCCUUCAUUCAUCUGGCGUUUGUGGGGUUUCUUUUCGGUUGGAGAUUUGACGAGUAUUUCGAAACGCACGACUAUGGAUUAUAUUGGGUUAUAGGCGCUGUCGGUUUAUUUAUUUCUUGGUUUUACAUAGGGGCUCUAAACGCAUGCCACUUGAUAACACGGCAAAAACAGUCGCAAUAUGCUUACAUUAAGCAUUUGUCUGCGCUGUAUGCACUUUAUGCAGUAGCAGCUGCGGUAAAUCUUAGAUCCGUGUUGAAAAAUAGCGACAGGGAAUACGAAUUAGUAUUCGGUAUAUGCAAUGCCGCUGCAGGUCUCGUCUUGUUCGCAUUAUCUCUGUCAAGACCACGCCAUCCUGAAUUAAGAGACGGAGUGGUGUCGCACGAUACAACAGCAUCACAAUGGUCACUUCUUUCGUUUUCAUGGAUGACUUUAUUGAUUAAAUUGGGGAAUGCGCGAGAGCUAUCUGAGGCUGAUCUAUGGGAUCUUCCAAGAAAGUGUGAGGCUGUUCGAUGCUAUCAAGAACUUCUGGGAAUGGCUAAUAUGGACGUUCUAUCGCGUUUGUUCGCUACAAAUGCUAAAAACUUGAUACGCUUUUUCAUUAUUGCAAUAUUUCGUUCAAUAUUUGCGUUCACUACGCCCUUUUUUCUUCAACGUUUGCUAGAAUACAUGCAGACUGCGGAUCGGUCUCAAAAGCCAUCUGAAGAACCUUAUCUUUAUAUAUUUGGAAUAUUGGUAUCUGAAAUAGCAAGAAUUAUCUUAUUGAACCAACUAAAUUAUCAGGUAGUUUGGCUCGGAACACGCGUGGAGCAGAUGCUAAGCGUACUUCUGUAUGAGAAACAACUACGCUCAAUGACUGCACCGUAUCGAGGCAGUAUGAGACCCAGCGUUCUCAAUGUAGACGUCGACGAUGUAGCGGGGUUUUUUUCAAAUCUUCCCUUCCUUCUCACUAUUCCAUUGGAAAUCAUUGUCGCUACCUUCUAUCUAUAUUGCCUGUUGGGAGUAUCGGGGCUGUUUGGUGUUCUUAUUAUGAUCCUUUGUCUUUGGGCUAACAGAAAGAUAGGAAAGCGUGUCAGUCGCCUGCAAAAACGAGUUAAGAAAGCACGCGAUGAACGAGUAAGCGAAAUAUUCGAGUUUCUUCACGCAGUUCGAAUGAUCAGAAUGAUAGCUGGAGAACGCAAUUUUUACGAAAAACUUAUGCAAUCUCGCAAAAUUGAACUCAAGCAUCUCCGGAGUCUCUUCCGACGUAUUGCCGUUGUCAAUAUUUUGGUCCAUAUUACGCCAUUCCUUGUGACACUAUUUGCUUUUGCUGUAUACACCUUUACAUUUGGUGGAUCUUUAACGGCAGCAAUCGCUUUCACUAGUAUAAUGCUUUUCAAUACACUGAAGCAACCCCUUCAGAUUCUACCGAAUUUAAUAACAGAACUGUGCGGGCUCGGCGUUGCUGUUGGACGAGUAGAACGUUUUCUUAAUGAACCGGAUGUGCCAAGAGACUCUCCGGUUUCUAGCGAUUCUACAAAUAUGAUAAGGGUAGGCUUUGACGGCGCUGACGUUGCAUGGUACACCCGCGGGCCGAUAGACUUUAUUUUGAAAAAUUUAACCAUAGAGUUCCCUAUUGGCAAACUGAGUCUUUUAUGUGGUCACAAAGGUUCUGGAAAGAGCAUGGUGCUGUUAUCUCUACUCAGAGAAACAAUUUUGUUGCAAGGCACGAUCCAAUCCCCGCUGGGUUCAAUUGCUUAUAUCCCACAACGGCCGUGGCUUGAGAACGGAACAAUACGAGAUAACAUAUUAUUUGGGGAGGCUUAUCGUCGUGAAGAUUAUUUGAAAGUUGUUAGUGCUUGUUGA